AUGUCAUCAACCUAUGAAAACACAGAACCAGAGUCCUCUCUCCCCCUCAGCAUGCAAAUUUUCGAUGCUGAUAGAUAUCUGCCAUCUUUAGAAGAUGUGUUCGAACUUAAGGAAAUCCUCUUCAACGCACCUAAAGAAAGACGAUUACCGUUAGAAAUCAUCGAAAGCAUAAUUGAUCUCGCCGAAUAUUGGCCUCAUACAACAACAUCAGGUUUUGCCAUUCCCGGUUCUCAAGAUAACAGACUCCUUGUCAAUACUAGAAAAGAAAUCACCGUUAGAUCAGGUGCUCGAACAGAAAAUCAAUUUCUUUUACGCUCUCUUCCCAUCGGCUACUUCUCAUCUCAAGAAAAUAAGCACGAUCUACCUUUCCAAAAACGUUUGGAAGACGAGACAGAAUUCACCAAAGUCGAACCCAAGCCUUGGCUUUGGCCAUCGGAUCGGCAAAUUCCACAAGAUGCCACGGAGGAAGUUAUAAAGCAAUGGGCAGAGGUUUCACCUUGUCGAAGCCAAUUCCCUUGCAAGAAAAUUAUAUUUCGAAUUAGAAGUCAUGAUCAAGGAUGGGGAGGUGCAUCCGCAGAUAGAGGAACAUACAGAGGAUCAUUCACAUGGUUUGACGUUGGCUUGGAGCGAACAUAUGCUACGAGAGAAGAACACUUUGUUAAAGACCCACACUUCCGACCAUGCGACUACAAACAAGAAUCGUCCAAUGAGAUAGUAUGCGGUGUAAGGACGAUAAUCCCAGAAGUAGUCCAACCCAACCCAGAUGAUGUUCCCGAGAAUCACAGAGAUUCCAGCGCAACGCAUCCAGCUACGUUCAAGCAUAAACUCAACCCUGACACCAAAGCCCUCCAGAAAAACAAAACCGCUACAGCAACACCAGAAAGUCAUGUAAUCACAUGGAGAUUCGAUGACAAUAUCCAUCCAGAAAGUCCUGAAGCCGAUAAAUUAGAAGAGCAAGGUAGAGGACGGGAAACUGGAAACGGCGAGUUUGUUCGUAAUCUGCGAAUUGGUGACGUAGUGACGCUCUGGGCAAAAGCGAGGUAUCCAGGAUGGUCUAACACCAUCCAGGAUGUGAGUAUGGAGGUCUAUUAUGCAAUCUGA
Sclerotinia sclerotiorum 1980 UF-70 is the source of this 1101-nucleotide messenger RNA. RefSeq lists its product as hypothetical. Bases 1 to 1101 code for a protein of 366 amino acids. The transcript has 2 exons. Lineage: Eukaryota; Fungi; Ascomycota; Leotiomycetes; Helotiales; Sclerotiniaceae. The record is from RefSeq and is a predicted model, not a curated record.